Molecule: messenger RNA, 1450 nt
Organism: Solanum pennellii
Lineage: Eukaryota; Viridiplantae; Streptophyta; Magnoliopsida; Solanales; Solanaceae
Product: protein BOBBER 1
Exons: 7
Coding region: 198-1088 (296 amino acids)
Biological process (GO): protein folding
Cellular component (GO): cytoplasm
Source: RefSeq, a predicted model, not a curated record
UUUAUAUUGCAUUUUGAACUCCUCCCACAAGAUCUUCUAGAAUGUUCUAGAAUAUUCUAUAGGCUGCCUGUUUGUUACAUUUGGCUCUUCAAUUUUCAUUUCCCUCUCUCUAUAUAUAUAAUCAGCCUCAAUUCUACAUGAUUCAAAAAAUCAACCGCCAAAACCCUGAAACUCUGAACUGACUCUUGAGUUUAUCAAUGGUGAUCAUUACCGAAUACAAUGAGCAAGAUGACAUACCACCAUCGUCCUCACCUGUAGAGGAGGUUAAGGACAAGAACGCUACUAAGGCCAUUAAACAGAACAAGAAGGGGCUUCAAGCUCCCAACAUAGGCAAUGGCCUUGAUCUGGACAACUACUCUUGCGGUCAAUCCGUACAGGAGGUUAAGGUGGCCAAUAAUGCUACUGAGGCCAUUGAAGAGAACAAGAAGGGGCAUCUAGCUCCUACCAUAGGCAAUGGCCUUGAUCUGGACAACUACUCUUGCGGUCAAUCUGUACAGGAGGUUAAGGAGGCCAAUAAUGCUACUGAGGUCCUUGAAGAGAACAAGAAGGGGCCUCUAGCUCCCAACAUAGACAAUGGCCUUGAUCUGGACAACUACUGUUGGGGUCAAUCAUUACAGGAGGUUUAUGUCAAUAUUCCUGUACCUCAGGGAACAAAAUCACGGUUUAUUGUUUGCGAUAUAAAAAGGAACCAUCUUACAGUUGGACUAAAGGGUCAGCCUCCAAUUGUUGAUGGAGAACUCUAUGGACCUGUCAAAGUUGAGGCUUGUUUCUGGACCUUAGAGGAUCAGAAAUCCAUCUCUCUACUCCUUACCAAGAUAGACCAGAUGAACUGGUGGAAAUGGGUAGUUAAAGGUGAACCUGAACUCGAUACCGAGAAAGUUGAACAAAUUACAAGCCUAUCAGAAUUGGACCCGGAGACUCGAUCUAGUGUUGAAACUGUUAUGUUUGAUCAGCGACAGGAAGCAAUGGGUCUUCCAACACUAGACGAGAUGCAAAACCAGGAGAUGGAAAAGUUUAUAAUGGAAAAGGUACUUCAUGAUAAUGUGUUCUUCUCUCCUGCCCCCUCCCUCGAAGAGUAUUCAUAUUAACUGAUUUUGUUCAUGAUGUUCUGCAGUAUCCAUGGAUGUUUUGAUAAGCGAAAAUAUUUCUGAAUAGACAUCUCUUCUUUACUCCGGCUGGAAUUCAAGAUGAUUUUGUGCAUAUGAGAAACUUAUAUUGUAUAGUGACUUUUGUGUAGGCCAAGGAAGAUACUUAUGUACUGCUAUCGGAGUAAUUGAUCUAAACAGUUAGUAAUCUGAACAUGUUCAUAUUCUAAUCCAUGCCCUUCCUCUUCUCUAUGCUUGUUGAACUUUUAUUCUCUUUUGUAGUUCGUGUUGAGUUUUCCCUACACUGUUAUUGGAAUGUGGUGUCCUAUACCGCGGUUAAUUGUUUUACCUGAUUUUCUGUUAGA